Pieris macdunnoughi is the source of this 1128-nucleotide messenger RNA. Lineage: Eukaryota; Metazoa; Arthropoda; Insecta; Lepidoptera; Pieridae. The record is from the annotation of a GenBank genome assembly.
AUGUGGGAGUCUUUUCAACUGGACAUUGAGUGCAUCGUUUGUAAUAAAACGUUGCAAAAGAUUAAUCACAAACUACCCAGAGAUUAUAAGAUGAGAAAAAUAAGCCGACGCUCGAGGACACCAAAUUGGUCACCAGAAGAAAAACAGUAUCUACUCGACUUAAUUAAAGAGCGAAAAGAAAUCGUCAUCAAUAAACCCAAUGCACCAAACAAUUACGAAGAAAAAGAUGUCGCGUGGAACGAGAUACUACAGGAAUUAACCUCUAAAUUCGGUCCUAAAUUUACCGAGUUCUCGAUAAAAAAAUUGAAAACUCAAUGGCAGAAUAUGAAACGUAUCGCUCGGGAGGAAAUUUCUUUAAAUGGCCCAACAGUAAAUAACUAUACAAGACAAUCAUUUGAAGUAUGUAACAUUCUAGAUUUAGUUAAAAAUGGUGAAAUAAAACAAGAAGAAAAAGCACAGUCCAUUGAAACAAUUUUAAAAACUGAUAUUGAAAUUAAAACGGAAUGUAUUGACGAUGAUCUGAAUGUACCAAGCUGUAAAACGCAGUCCAAAGUCGACACUAUAAUUAUAGACUCAUCAUCAUCCUUCUCGGAACCAAUGGAUUUGAGUGAGCCUACAAAUGAGAUAGACUCUGGAAAUCAUAAGACUGCUGAAACUAUGACAGAUGCUUUCGUAGAUAUAAACUUGUUCCCUGGAGUAGCAAAUGACUUUUUGAGGUUUUCCACAACUCAAAAAGAAAUGAAAAUGGAAGCGCUUAAAGAAGAAAUGCAAAUAAUACGAUCAAUGAGAGAAACAGCCGAGUUGAAUAAAAUCAUAGCUGAACAAAAAUUGAAACAUGUCCUUUGGGUAAAGAAACAAGAGAUGGCAAUGUAUUCUGGUGAACCUGGAUCAGGUGCUGGUAAAGGUGGUGGUGGUGGUGGAUCCAUCCGUGAAGCUGGUGGUUCCUUUGGCAAGAUGGAAGCCGCCAGAGAAGAUCAAUACUUUUAUAACAAGCAAAAAGAACAACUGUUAAACCUGAAAGGCCACAUGGAAAAGGAGAUUGCUUUUCAUCAAGAGCAAAUCAAACGCCAUGAAGAUGCAAUCCGACGCCAUAAGCAAACUCUAUCAAGUGUUGGGGGACAGGAGUGA